CUUAAUUUCAUGUGCCCCAAAAGCAGGACUUGACUCAAGUGAGCUCUCAGUAGUACUAGUAGCACGUACAGCUUCUAAGCCCUCAAAAAACUUCACUUUUAGCAAUGGAUAUUUUCUCAAACUACUAUUCUGACCCAAUUCCAAGUGGGUCAGAUUUCUGGUCCCCGGAAAUUCCAGAAUCAUCGGUGUCCGAUGGUGGUAGCACCUGCAGAGUCAAUCAUUCCGAUGAGGAGGUGUUGUUAGCUUCAGAUCAUCCUAAGAAGUGUGCCGGCAGGAAAAAGUUCAGGGAGACUCGUCAUCCGGUGUACCGGGGAGUCAGAAGAAGGAACUCCGGCAAGUGGGUAUGUGAGGUGAGAGAACCAAACAAGAAAUCGAGAAUAUGGCUUGGAACAUUCCCAACAGCAGAAAUGGCGGCAAGAGCUCAUGACGUGGCGGCGCUAGCUCUUCGAGGCCGGUCGGCUUGCCUGAACUUCGCUGACUCGGCAUGGAAGUUGCCCAUUACCUCGUCUAUGGAUGCUAAGCAGAUUCAGAAAGCGGCAGCCGAGGCGGCGGAGGCCUUUCGGCCGUCAAAUUCCGAUGGGGUCUCCGGCAAUGACGCGAAGGAGGAAAGCCCGGUGACAUUGUCGGAGAAUGUGUUCUUUAUGGAUGAGGAGGCGGUUUUCGGCAUGCCGGUAUUGCUGGCAAGUAUGGCGGAAGGUUUGAUGCUACCACCACCUCCUCUACCUCCUCACUCUCACUGUGUAGGAGAUGGGUACAGUGGUGAUGACGUGGAAUUUGAUGCUGACGUGCCAUUAUGGAGUUAUUCGAUUUAAUAUUACUUUAUUAUUAAUCCGUACUUUAUUUUUUUUUGUCUAGUAUGGAUUGAUGAUAGUUGAUAUGUAGAAUGGAUUUUGAAAGAUGAGUGAAAACAAAGAAUAGAUAAUUGAAGUUUUGGGG
Messenger RNA from Ilex paraguariensis (yerba mate), 936 nucleotides. Lineage: Eukaryota; Viridiplantae; Streptophyta; Magnoliopsida; Aquifoliales; Aquifoliaceae. The record is from the annotation of a GenBank genome assembly.